AGUCUCAAUCGAUGUGCGGAUCGCAGUUUGCCAAAAGAGGUCAGCAGAUCCGCUGAAGAUGGUACAGACCUAAAACUUCCCCCGGUUGCACCAAAGAAUGUUCUCGCACGACUGGGGAAACAGUAUCUCUGGGCGGGAUGCCUAUCAAUAUACAACAUUCUGGAUCACCAACGCUCAGCCAAACGACACGCCAUGCACUCCACUAUCCGAGCAAGCAGCACCGGUACACCAGAAGCGAAAGUAUGUUGCAGAGGGGCAUGCAACAAAGCGAAGGUUGAGGUCUGGCGCGAGAAACGCAUUGCUGACGGAACAGGCAGUGCCAAUGCGCUCAGACGCUGCCGGCUUAGCGAAGCCGCUCCCUGAUCCAGCCACUAAGCCAGUUCUCGCCGGUCAAGCUGUUGGUGCUGCUGCAUGAAGCGGCCUGCCAUGGAUGACUAGCGAAAUCGUCACUCUCAACGGCAAUGCUGCCUACUUACCCGACCGAGGAGCGGCACGUGUCCCACAGUUGGGUUCUACACGCCCGCAGUAGCAACAGGAAAAAACCAAGGCAAAAGAAGCCUCUGUUUCCCCAAGCUGUAUCAGUGGCGAAAAUAGCCCAACGGCAACCGCCAUUGCUGGCGGCGGGAGGGAGGUUGAGUGGAGAAAUAUGUGUGCUGCUCAGCACGAAGAGAAGGAAAGCAGAAUUUUCAAGCAAGAAAUAGCCG
Molecule: messenger RNA, 704 nt
Organism: Baudoinia panamericana UAMH 10762
Lineage: Eukaryota; Fungi; Ascomycota; Dothideomycetes; Mycosphaerellales; Teratosphaeriaceae
Exons: 2
Coding region: 98-415 (105 amino acids)
Source: RefSeq, a predicted model, not a curated record